UUAAGACAUUGAUAUUGACAUAUAUAUGCUAUGGCAAUAUCAACCUGUAGCCUUAUUCUUGUAGGUAUAUUUGUUCCCUACCUCCCUAUCUAUGCUCAAGUUCAAAGUCAAAGUCAAAGAACAAUUCUCUCUGAUCUUGACACCAAAAUCAAUGAAGUGGAGGUUCAGAUGAAUGCCCUUCAUCUACAAAGGCCAGAAACUGCUGAAACAACAUAUGAAAUAUCACACAAUAAUGGCCAUGCUCCCCCACAUCAUCAUAAACGCCACCUCCAAAAUGUUUAUGGGAUUCUAGUCCUGCUAGGGUGGGGUAUUUUGCUACCCAUAGGGGUGGUCAUAGCAAGGUAUUGCAGAACAUAUCCUUUGAAGUUUAAUGAAUGGUACUAUUGUCACAUAAUGUGCCAGAUUCUAGGAUAUAUCCUAGGUUUAUUGGGAUGGAGCUUUGGUCUUUGGCUUGAAAAAUCAUCAAAAGAGUUUGUGCCUAAAACACAACAUACUCUAAGCAUCAUUGCUUUCAUAUUCAUAAACAUACAAAUGCUUUCCAUUUGUAUAAGACCAAACAAAGAAGCUGGGUAUUGUAAGUGCUGGAACAUAUGCCACCAUGUUCUGGGGUAUGCCAUAAUUGGAAUUGUUGUAGCAGACAUAUUUGAAGGGCUAAACAAUAAUCAGAGUCAUGCUGAAAAGUUGAAAUGGGGUUAUGUUGGAGUGCUUGGAGUUUUAGCUCUCAUAGUUGUACCAAUGGAAAUAUUCAGAUGCAAGUCUAUGAUAAUGCAUCUCUCUUUGCAUUUCACUCGCAGCAAGUUUACUAAUUCACCUGAAAUUAGUUAGACUGAAAAAAUGGAUUGAAAACUUAGAUUAAGUUACACUUUCAACAAGUUACUCGUUUAAAAAGUUAAAAAUAAAAUCAGAAAGUAAACUAUAAAGAAAAGGGAGGAAUUCUAAUAAGAAAGAGAUAGCUGUCAA
This is a messenger RNA of Arachis duranensis, 960 nucleotides long. Its product is annotated as cytochrome b561 and DOMON domain-containing protein At4g12980-like. NCBI's taxonomy places the organism in Eukaryota, Viridiplantae, Streptophyta, Magnoliopsida, Fabales, Fabaceae. The record is from RefSeq and is a predicted model, not a curated record. The transcript has 3 exons. The coding region runs from base 31 to 825 and encodes 264 amino acids.